CGCGAGUCACAUGCGAAGGAAGCAGGAAGUAAACGGGGGGUCAGAGCGCUGCGCACGGACGGGCAUGGAGCGGAGCGCCGUAUCCCUGAGCGGGGCUGUCUGAAACCGCCACACCGCCCUUUCUCCCUGGGAUGCUUGCGUUGGGGACUUGAGGGUCAGCUGCACGGUAGAAAUCCGAGAAAUAAGACGAAACAUGUUUGAAAAUUUCAGGGAGAGGCUCCAGACGGUGCAGCAGGACUUCACCACCGGGAUAAAGACACUGAGUGACAAAUCGAAGGAGGUGAAGAGAAAGAAAAAUGAAAGGAGGGGGGAGAAUUUCACACAGUUUACAGCUGGAUUGGAAAUACUUCGCCGGUAUGAAGACACCUGGGUGAACCUCCAUAAGCGAGGGAGAGAAUGUGCAAAAUCCGGAGAGGUGGUGGACGGGGAGGUGGCGAUGCUGACAGCCCACUGGGAGAAGAGAAGGUCCACUUUGGGGCAGCUUCAGGAGCAGCUGCGGCAGAUCCCGGCUUUCCUGGCCGAGAUGGAGUCUGUCACCACCCGCAUCGCACAGCUGGAGGCUGACUUCGAGGAGAUGGAGAGCCGCCUCGUGCACCUGGAAGACCUGUGUGUUCAGUGCGAACGGCAGCGCCACACACAGCACCAUGUGCUGCAGCUGGAGAACUACAAGAAAAAGAAGAGGAAAGAGCUGGAAGCCUUUAAAGUGGAGCUGGACUCGGAGCACAACCAGAAGGUGUUAGAGAUGGAGCAUGCUCAGCAGGUCAAGCUGAAGGAGCGGCAGAAGUUCUUCGAGGAAGCUUUCCAGCAGGACAUGGAGCAGUACCUGUCUGCCGGUUACCUACAGAUUGCCGAGAGGAGAGAGCCAAUAGGAAGCAUGUCUUCGAUGGAGGUGAACGUGGAUAUUUUGGAGCAGUUGGAGCUGAUGGACGUGUCAGAUCAGGAGGCUCUGGAUGUUUUCCUCAACUCGGGAGCGGAGGACAACAGCAUGACGUCACCAGUGCUAGAUCCGGAACCAGCGCUGCUCCCCACGGACCUCAUGCUUCCAGUGCCCGCAGCGGCUGACCACCGCAGCAAGCUGUCCUCCAUGUCUUCCAGCACGGAGGACUCGGUCAUCCAGGAGACAGUGGGCCCUGAGGAGGUCAGCGAGGAGGACACCUCCUCUCCUGUCGUGCAGUCGGAUGAGGAGGAGGUACAAGCAGAUACGGCACUGGUGACUCUGCCUGAGAACCAGGCGCUACCAAACUCUGACGACAGUGACUCCCCAGCCUCGUAGGUAGAGGGCGCUGUGCUACCAAAAUGGACCUGACGACCGCUUAAAACUGCUGUAAGAAAUUCACUUAGUACAAAGAGGAAACGGCCUUUAAAAAUGGUGUGCUUUUUACCCCCCCCCCCCCCAUCCAAGGAAAUCCUACUCUUGUGUGAAAAAUGCUGCCUUCCCUAAAAAAAUCUCUUGAUUAAUAAACAGUCACUUUAUAUUACCUUUUUAAACAUCAAUCAUCUACUUCUGUAGGACAAUUGUCCUGUAACCUCUUAUCCAAUGUGAGGCCACACACCACGCCAGCCUACCCCCCCCCCCACCCCUGCACCGUGAUUUCCAGCUGUGGUUCUUUUUCAAGCUUUAGGCUCUAAUUAGGCAUGGCUGGGUUGCUGUUACACGCUGACUUAUAUGUCUGGUCCAUUAAUGGACAGAAAGAUGCACGUCUUUUUGGAAAACAAUUACACAACUAUGUGCCAGUUUCAAUUUUUCUGCCUCAGCCCUUGGGAUGUCGUACUAAAAAGAUGCAUAGCACUACAAUGGUUAAAAGUGAAUACGGGCUGUUUGCUUUUAAGGCAGUUUUUAAAUGAACCAUCGGUCUGAUUUCCGACUUUCUGUAAAGGUAAUCAGCUAACACAUUUUUUAUUGCCAGUUGAGAAAUGUGGCAGCAGAGGGGGGGCCUCUGAGUCCAAAAUCUGAAAUAAAACUGGAUAUUUUAAA
Messenger RNA from Brienomyrus brachyistius, 1975 nucleotides. Its product is annotated as dysbindin-A-like. Gene Ontology annotation, biological process: platelet dense granule organization; neuron projection development; negative regulation of protein kinase activity. NCBI's taxonomy places the organism in Eukaryota, Metazoa, Chordata, Actinopteri, Osteoglossiformes, Mormyridae. Bases 194 to 1273 code for a protein of 359 amino acids. The record is from RefSeq and is a predicted model, not a curated record. Gene Ontology annotation, cellular component: synaptic vesicle membrane; cytoplasm; plasma membrane. The transcript has 10 exons.